Messenger RNA from Blastomyces dermatitidis ER-3, 4007 nucleotides. RefSeq lists its product as uncharacterized. Lineage: Eukaryota; Fungi; Ascomycota; Eurotiomycetes; Onygenales; Ajellomycetaceae. Bases 2443 to 3573 code for a protein of 376 amino acids. Gene Ontology annotation, molecular function: DNA-binding transcription factor activity, RNA polymerase II-specific; zinc ion binding. Gene Ontology annotation, biological process: regulation of DNA-templated transcription. The transcript has 2 exons. The record is from RefSeq and is a predicted model, not a curated record.
UUGUUAAACGCUGGUUGCGUUAAGAGCAAAGAUAUGAAAGCCAGCGUAGUCCAUAGCCAGCCAACCUUGACGAAAUAUACAUUAAAGAUGUUCCCCUUGCGCGCGAAAUAAUUGACGGGGUUUGUAUCCGAAUCUGGCGCGACGCCCGGUGAAGAGGAUGCGUUGGCAAGGGGUCUUGCGGUUGGAGAUAUCAACGAGUACAAAGAGCCCAAUAGAAGAGUCAGCGGAUAAAGAGCGAGUGACAAGGGAGGCGGCUGCGGGAAUAACGGUCGCGAUGAUUUGGGAGCGGUGGAUGGUUUCCUUGUGGAGCCAUUCAGGGGUACAGCAUCUGUCGACGACAUUGCUGUUGAUAUAACACCACCGAAUUAGACGUGUAUCGAGGAGAGGAAAUGGCGGAAACCAGAUGAAUGGGGCAUGUUAAUGAUGAUCGUCCGUCAUGCCACAAUCCACCGCGCGCUUUUCUAUCUCCCAAAUCCUAGAUGGACAAAUUUGUUUUGACGUUGAAUCCGGAUGACGUCGUUCGUUGCUCACUAAGCAAAAUCACGUGGUAUUUUUCUUUUUAUUGAACAUCGUUCUAGAUAGUGCGCACAACGCCUUGAAGCCCCAACUUUUACAUCUUAUGAAUGUGAAAUUACCCUUUACUGUAGCUCCUGGCUAUUGCAGAAGCUCUACGGACUAGGAUUUCAGCUAACGCCGUGUUACAAAAGCCGUUCAAUUUUGGCUAGUCCAACUCUUACGACACAACAAUCAGCUGGCAACUAAUUAUAUCUUAUUACCAGCCAUACCGCUCGGUUUGGAUUCGCUCAGGGUGCUACAAUUUUGCAUUCCCAAGAGAAGCUGCAGCAGCAGUUAGCUUAUUCACAUAGCCAAUCCCCCGCCUACAAUCCCGCCUCCUCGGUCACCGACGCCCAAGGGUGAGGAUGGGCUUUGUAGGCAACAGGGUUUUUGGGAGAAAUGGCGAUGCUGCUACGUUGAAUGCCUAGUUCAAACCGACCUUCUUUCCUAGUCGCACUUGUUCUACAGAUUGCCUACAAUCCGACGGCUUCUCGAAAAAGUUUACCCGGCAUUCUUGAAUGAGCCUAUUAUAUGAAGGGUAUGUACAAUAGUGCUAGCUAGCGUUAUGAACACAAAGCUGGGGCGUGCCGAUUUAAGAAUCGUUAUGAUGUGGGUCGAAAGUACAUCCUUGGAUGCCGGGUUAAAGGAUUCAUUAUAUUUCCUCAGCUCAGGAAUAUGUGUUUUCAGGAACGGCAAGAUAUGGCUGUCGAGGAGGUCGGGCCAUGCCAGACCAUUAAACUCUCUUUCUUGGAAUAUAUUCGCUUCAAGAGCGGGAAAUACCUGACAACCCUGGGCACCAAACCAUUUUCGUCUUUUGCAAGACCUUGAUUUAGGUUAGCUGAAGACUCUGUACCUCAGUUAUGUGACCCUAGCGGUUGGUUGUUGUAACGGAAUAUGGAGGACUAUCAGGCUGCAUUGCCAUAGCCGCAACAUACGGUAGUGCGAUCAGUUGGGACCAUAAAUCUUCAAUAUGUUGUGUUGGACCCAUAGGGGAGAUUUGGCGAUACCCACAGGCUGUACUGACGAGUCGUGAAGAACCAGAGCACCUAACGCCGGACCGUUUUUCGAGCUGGGAACAUCCCGGUUCACGGUUCCACAUAGCGAGGCGUAGGUAUAAUGCAUGUAAUGAUCAUGAGCCUGUUGUGCCUUCUAGCUAUUAAUCUAACCCUGAAAUCACAGUGCCAUCUAAAAAUGUCUGGAUCCCUCCUUUGCCGGGUGCUCUGGAAUACCAAUAGAAUUGUUCUUAUCGCCCUUGGCCAUGCUGGUCUAUUUCCUUUUCGAGGUAUCAUCCGUGUAUAACAAAUCUCGUCGGUACAUCCCAUGAUACCCUUGGUGACAUGAUUGCAUAGAACAAUCAAAAUAUUCCAGGCUCCGAAGGUCGCUCACCGACGAUAAAAGCAAGGAAAGCAAAUUAACACACGGGUUACUUCAUAUGAUUGACCGCCCGGGAAUCCCAUGUAGCUCGCCACAUCGUCCUCCCGGUAUAUCAGCCUUACCCAACGAGAGAUCCUAUUAGGCCAUUCUUCAGGCGCCUUUCCCGUUUCCCCGCUAUUAACAGAACCGGGGUAAUGCAAUUUGAAAGUUAGAAAUUGCCAAUGCGCACGGAUCGUUUACAUCUCUGCCUGAGGGGAAGGCUGUAACUGGAGGGGUCAAGUAUACGCCCCAAAAUCCUGGUCGAAACCAAUAAAUAUAAGUAGGAAGUUAGUCUUCUUCGCUUGCUGGCUCCGCGUUUGUUCUUUUCUUUUCUUCACGUCACUAAAAGCUACCCGCAAUUGUUGUCCGUUUAAUUUGCGACAUAUACUGCGACAACCGUCGAACUUUCACAUACUCGUGCGAAUCUCUCCAUCUUGGCACCCCUUUUAUAGCGAAGCUAUCGCAGCAGAACAUAUGCCUUCAGAAGGUGUCCCGAAGUGCCAGCGUUGUCGCAGGGACCACAAAAGGUGCUCACCGGAAGUCCGGGCAUGGCCAGGGCAAAGAUGCGAGCGCUGUGAAAACUAUGGAUAUGAGUGCUCGGAGAACAUGAUGGCGCGAAGGUCAGCGCAAAGGGAUCGUGAAUCUGCCCCCACCAUCAGCCGUCCUUUCGAGGGCAGACCUGGAAACUACCAACAGGGCGUAACUCGACCACUAUUAACACGGCCAAUUUCAUUGACUGAAACAGAAUCCAUCCAAUCCCCUUUCGUUGGGCUGUUCUUGUACCUCAAAAAUAUCGACUGGCAGACCUUGAGCUGCCCCUCGGCUGAAUUUGGAUCGGACCCAUUUGCUGCAAUGUUUCAAUCGCAUACAUGUUUCCCCAAUCUCUUUAACCCUCCCCUUGGAAGACGAGGAAUGUAUCUCGAAAUUUUUGCAGAGAGCGAACGGCUAAAGCAGAGUCCCCCCUCGCCGCCGGUACCAUAUGGCCACUCGCUAGAAAACUCCGUCGUAACGGCCAUAGUUCAUAGGGUACAACGAGAACAACAUCGCAAGGCGAUGAACUAUAGUUUCGAGGAGCUAUCGAGAAGGUGCAGCAAUUACAUUCGUUACGGUAGUUACUGGAACAGGUUGAGAACUAUGCUCAAUACCGAUGAAGUGCUCCUAAUCGACCCAGAGUAUUCCUUCGACAAACCCAAUCCUGAUACCACAUUCGAGACCGCGGUAUAUUUUUGGUUAUUCGGCAUCCCUGGGUUGAAGGAACUGUGCCAGAAAUUGUCAGGGCUCUCUCAUAUGAUCUUGUGUUUAGCGAGAACUCCGCAUGAUGAUCCAGUACGGAAUGUUUUGGCCACGCAGAUCCUUAAUCGCCUUAAUGAGGUCCUUGGUUCAGAAGUUGCCUCGCUUCCCCAGCCUUCCCAACCUCGCUACAGUAUUAACAGCAACAAUAGUAGCCACGAUAAUGGUCACUCCUACGUGGCCGCCGCCACGAUUGGUAGUUCGACUGUGGGACUUCGAGAUGCGGAGCCAGAGGAUCUCUUUUCAUCUGAUAGCGUUGCCCUUCAGGCCGGAUUCGGAGUCGGCUACGUUUAUCAGGGUGCUUGGAACAAUUGACCAUUGAAAAGCAGUGCUUGUUGCCCAUUCCGAGCCCCCUCACCGCUUCGAGUCAUUAUCCAUUGCCCCGCCUACCCGUUGGUUUGGUUGCUUGAGUGGCUUCAUUUCCAAUUCCGAUUUCAGUUCCAUUUUCUCUUUUUUGAGUCUGCAUUCCUUUCCAUUCUUCUGGGUGAGCGGUUCCGAAUUGAGGAACGCCAAUUCUCCUAAACCCUAAAUUUUUAGUCUUGAAGUGCGUUGGUCCGUGGGUCUUAGGGAUGAUAGAUGUUCACCAUAGUUCAUAUUAUAUGCAUUAAAGUUUUUUCAAUAUAGUAAAGGGUGUAUUUUUGGAUUUACUCCUAUUCCAUCUAGAUUGGGUAAGCCACCUCGGGUGCGUCCGUAGGCUGCCUGGGAACAAAAGCAGGAAGGACUUGCGCCCCCUUCAAUCAUGUACAAAA